GGUGGGGAGUGGUGUUUAUGGCCAAAAACAUCUCAAUUUUUUUAUUUUACUAUGGUCUCAUAUAACUCAAGUUUCUAUCAUAACAACUUUUAAGCGCAAUUCUAUCUUCCUAUAUGAGUUUGUAGACAGUUUGUGUAAAGCCCCACUCUAAUGAAAAUUGUGAUUUCCCUUUAUGUUUAUAAAAUCGUCAAUAGUUUUCAAUCACAAAUUCAAACCAAUUUGAACAUUUCGUUUGACUAAAUUCAUUUACACUCCACACUAUUGUAUUGCGCAAAGCCCACUCCAAUGAAAAUAGUGAUUUCCCUUUAUCUUCCUAAAACCAUGAAUAAUUUUGAAUCACAAAUCCAACUAUUUAAACAUUUUGUUGGAGUGGAUCCAAUUACACUCGACAGACACUAAUGUAUUCUCAAACAUACAUAUCCCCUCCUCUUUCAUGGCAGUUUUCAAAUCAAAAGAAACCAAUCUGGAACACUCUUAAUCCGAAGCGCCUGGUCCUGACGCAGGAGGGCAGGACGAAGCUGAACCCCUCUCCCGACAGAGAAUUUUACGCGUUCCCGAGAUUCGUGACGCACGUGGACGACGGCUUCAUAUCGAAUCUCAGGAAUCUGUACGGCGAGAUUCUGAGGCCGGAGAUGGAGAUCCUGGAUCUUUGCAGCUCUUGGGUCAGCCAUUUGCCCCAACAGGUGGCGUACAAGAGAGUCGUGGGGCACGGGCUCAACGCGCAGGAGCUCGCGAGGAAUCCGAGGCUCGAUUACUUCUUCGUCAAGGAUCUGAACAAGGAUCAGAAGUUGGAGAUGGAGGAUUGCAGCUUUGAUGCGGUUUUGUGCGCGGUCAGCGUGCAGUAUCUGCAGCAGCCGGAGAAGGUAUUUGCGGAGGUGUUUCGCGUAUUGAGACCGGGAGGAGUGUUUAUAGUUAGCUUCAGUAACCGGCUUUUCUACGAGAAGGCGAUCGCAGCAUGGCGCGACGGCACGCCGUACAGCCGGGUGCAGCUGGUUGUACAAUACUUCCAAUGCGUGGAGGGCUUCACCCACCCACAAAUAAUUCGAAAACUCCCGUAUCAAAAGCAGGGUAACUCUAACUCCUUUUUCAGCCGAAUUGCAGCCAUGUUCGGCUUGUUAUCUAGAGCAGAUCCUUUCUAUGCGCUCAUAGCUUAUAAAAACUUCAAACCUAUAUAUGAAUGACAUCGAGAUGUUGUCAAUUUGUGAAAUAGUUGGUUUUGCUAUUUGUUGAGGAAACAAUUUCGAUUGAUCAAAAUUUAAGAGGAAUUAAUUUC
Messenger RNA from Salvia miltiorrhiza (redroot sage), 1273 nucleotides. RefSeq lists its product as uncharacterized. The coding region runs from base 399 to 1181 and encodes 260 amino acids. The record is from RefSeq and is a predicted model, not a curated record. The transcript has 2 exons. Gene Ontology annotation, molecular function: S-adenosylmethionine-dependent methyltransferase activity. NCBI's taxonomy places the organism in Eukaryota, Viridiplantae, Streptophyta, Magnoliopsida, Lamiales, Lamiaceae.